AUGGAACCAGAAAACAAGUAUAAAGCAGUAUAUGAAAAUAUUGUUAAAUUUCAAGACUUUGCCUAUAUUCCUUUUUAUAUCACUACUUGUGUGAAUUCCAUUGCCAGAUUGAGAGUGACAGAGAAGAUAGGAGCGACUUUGGAGAGUAAAAAGUCAUCGGAUGACAUUGCAGCGGAGCUUCAUAUCAAUCCAGACUAUCUGUAUCGUACCAUGCAUUUCUUGGCUUUGAAUGGAUUCUUUGUAGAGUUGCCAGGCAAUGUGUUCCAACACACUCAACUCUCUUUGACUCUAACAGAUCCAUCGGUCAGAGAUGAAACUCUUAUGAUGAAUUCCAACAUAUUCAAUCGGUCCUUUGAGACAUUAUCUGAAUCGAUCGUCAGCGGAGUUUCUAUGGCACCAAAGGCAUGGGGUGCUACCGAUCUCUGGGAUGCAUUUGGUAAGGAUCCAAAGGAGGAGACUGAAUUUACACUUGGAAUGACUGCAAUUACUACCAGAACAUCACCAGUAUUGGCAGAACUUGGUAACUAUUCAAACUAUGAAACUAUUUGUGAUCUUGGAGGUUCUCAAGGAAUUUUGUUGGCAGAAAUUCUAAGACAAUAUCCAUCUGUAAAGAGUGCUAUCAAUUUUGAUCAAGCAUAUGUAUUUGAGAAUUCAAAGGGUCAGGAUAGAGCAAUCACAAAGAAUCCAAGAUACUCUGAGCAUCCAGGUAAUUUCUUUGAGAGUGUACCAACUGCUGACCUUUACAUUCUAAAGUCUAUUUUGCAUGAUUGGACCGAUGAGAAAUCAAGAUUGAUUCUCAAUACCAUUGCAAAGUCAUGUAAACCAACUAGUAAGGUUCAUAUCAUGGAGUAUGUAAUGGAUGAUGGUCCAAAAGGAAAUGAAGCAUAUGUCUCAAUGUUAGAUAUUUUAUUAUUACAAGUAUGUGAUGGAAAAGAAAGAACUAAGAAACAAUUUGAAGGCAUUGUUGGAGGCACUCCAUUCACAAUUGAAACAAUCUUAAAACCUACUCUACUUCAUUCCCAAAAUAUUAUUGUUUUGAAAUUAAAAUAA
Heterostelium album PN500 is the source of this 1050-nucleotide messenger RNA. RefSeq lists its product as uncharacterized. The coding region runs from base 1 to 1050 and encodes 349 amino acids. Gene Ontology annotation, molecular function: O-methyltransferase activity. The transcript is spliced from 3 exons. Lineage: Eukaryota; Evosea; Eumycetozoa; Acytosteliales; Acytosteliaceae. The record is from RefSeq and is a predicted model, not a curated record.